Rhinocladiella mackenziei CBS 650.93 is the source of this 2196-nucleotide messenger RNA. RefSeq lists its product as uncharacterized. Gene Ontology annotation, biological process: mRNA processing. Gene Ontology annotation, cellular component: nucleus. NCBI's taxonomy places the organism in Eukaryota, Fungi, Ascomycota, Eurotiomycetes, Chaetothyriales, Herpotrichiellaceae. Gene Ontology annotation, molecular function: RNA binding. Bases 1 to 2196 code for a protein of 731 amino acids. The record is from RefSeq and is a predicted model, not a curated record. The transcript is spliced from 2 exons.
AUGGCUUACAAACGCUCUCGAAACAUCUUCGAAGCUGAUCUCCAGAAGCAGACGUCACCUUAUGUUCUUUACGGUACUCCCCUGCCACCUUGGGACGGACACAUUCGAGAUGAUGGCUCGUUUGUACCGGUUUGGAAGCAAGAAGUCACGGACGAGAGAGGAAGAAAACGCUUACACGGCGCCUUCACCGGGGGCUUCAGCGCCGGAUAUUUUAACACAGUGGGCUCCAAGGAAGGAUGGACCCCUUCUUCGUUCGUCUCCUCAAGGCAGAAUCGAAGGAAAGAUAGCCAGAAAUCUGCUCAGCAGAGGCCUGAGGAUUUCAUGGAUGAGGAAGACUUGCGAGAAGCCGAGGAAUCGCGCACCUUGCAUAUGUCAAAUGAGCUCGCCGGAUUUGGCACAGACGAAGAUUUAAUACGCAAGAGUGCUGCCAUUGACAUCUUUCGACCACUCGAUGAAACGAUUGGCUCGAGAUUAUUGAAGAGAAUGGGAUGGAGAGAAGGUCAAGGCAUUGGACCCCGUGUCAAACGAGUCGCAAAUUUAGGCAACUACGAUGACGAGCUCGACGAAACUGAGGAAACUCACCUGUUUGCUCCCGAAGAUGUCCCAAUAGUCUCUUUUCCACGCAAAAUGGAUUGCAAAGGACUAGGGUACGAAAGCGAGCUGGAGUGCGGUACAGACACGACAAUGAAGGCUCAUAGGAGACAUGAAAAGCCUCUGGCGUCGACUGAGUCUUCUGAUGACGAUGACAUUGGACCUCGGCUUGCCACCACGCGGAAGCCACUGCGACGGGACAGGAAGACAGGUAUCGGUGUUGGCAUUCUCAAUGAUGAAGGGUCUGAUGACGAUGACCCCUAUUCCAUGGGUCCGAAGAUUUCGUACAACAAGGUCAUAGGAGGGGAUAAAAGAUCGAAGGCCAAGUCGAAGAAUCCUCUCAGUUCUACAAAUCCGCUACUCAAAAAUAAACCCACUUUUGUGUCCAAGAGGCUGGCAAACUUGAAGGGUGCGCUAAGGAAAUGUCGCGAUGGUCGGUUACCCCCCGACGGAUUUGUAUUGGCUGAUCAGUUGGAUUCUUUCGGCAUGAUGGCCAUACGAGACGACCAGUACAAACCUCUCGAAGUGCCAGCAGGAUGGAAAUCAUCUCUGUCCAAGGAAACGACAGCUGAACCUGCGUCCACUGUUGUCUCGAUGGCUGAAGCCGCUAAAUCCUCGAACCUAACUGCGAAAGCUCGUGCUUCUCUUUUGGGCGAGUCACAGCUUCCGGGGAAAUCGGUCUUCGAUUUCUUAACGCCUGCAGCUCGUGAUCGGCUCGCUGUUGCAUCUGGCCGUGAGAACCUCCCAGCGGCUAAGAGUGAACCACCUCCAGAAAGCUACGAGGCUUCGAAGUCCACACCAGAGUCUCUCCGAAGACUUGUCCCUUCAUUAGAUCGCGAUGUGGCGCUUCAUGCUCUCAACCGUGGAAUUGGUGGUUGGAUGCCCUAUGCAGAAGAUGAGAACAAGAGAUCCAGGUACCGCGCUUAUCUCGAGAUACAGGCGGGUUUGAGGCAGAAUGCAGGAGGCGAUGAUCUUCCUCCCCGUGCGGAUGGUAUGAGACAAGAGGAUUGGGUGCUGGAAAUGCAUGAGUUCGCACGAGCAGCCCAGGUCUUCCAACCAAUCAGCAGCUUGAUGGCCAGCCGCUUUACUUCGUCUUCAUCCUUGCCACAGAGUCAAAAUGGCGAGUCAAGCACGGCAUCUGCGGACUCGCUGCUGACCAGACCAAGUGCAAGGCCAGAAGAUCCUGCAGAGUCGGCUGCCAAAUUGGGCAUGUUUGGACCGAUGACACGAUCAGUGUCCAAUUUUUAUCCAUCCAGACUACUCUGUAAGAGAUUCAACGUCCCUGUGCCCAAUCCAUCCAAUUUUCCGGCUUCUGGGAUGGGAGGCGAUGUAACUUUGUCCGCCCAAGAGCAAAGCUCGGCAGCAACACCAUUCAGGUCUUUCAUGUCGGCAGGUCUUCAGCAUGAUGGCGCAGCUGAGACUAGUGACUCUAAGAGAGGCGGAGAUUGGAGCGAAAAGCCCAAGUCUGAAGAACCAGACACAGAGCGAGAUAUGUCGGUAGCCUCAGCGGUGAUGGACUCAGAGAGAAAUGAAGCUCUUGAGCAAGAGAGGCCCGGACAGGCUGUUUUCAAAGCGAUCUUUGGAAGCGAUGACGAAGAUGAAUAG